Messenger RNA from Salmo salar (Atlantic salmon), 4054 nucleotides. Its product is annotated as solute carrier family 15 member 4. Lineage: Eukaryota; Metazoa; Chordata; Actinopteri; Salmoniformes; Salmonidae. Gene Ontology annotation, biological process: transmembrane transport; oligopeptide transport. Gene Ontology annotation, cellular component: membrane. Gene Ontology annotation, molecular function: transmembrane transporter activity. The record is from RefSeq and is a predicted model, not a curated record.
AUGGAGCUUCACUAAAAUACAUUAAGUGGGCGGACUAAAUAGCACAGCAACUGCACAAAACGCAGAUUUCUAAAAUGUAGGUGUUAACUGCCUCAUUCGCUUAAACUGUCCGUGGUGUUAUGUGACGUCGAUCCAUCUGUUUACGGAAUGCGGGAAAAAACCACAAUUUAGAUGUUGCUGAACGAAUUCACAGUCAUGCGCCAGAGCUUUGACAGCCAGUUAUUGAUUGUCAGUUUCAUUACUAGUUACCCGAGUAGAUAUUCGCAUUGAUUGAUUUUGUGGCAUGUCGAGCACAAACUGAUAAGAUAGGAGUCUAAAUGCCAGACGUUGGAAAGUGUGUCAUUCAUUGAAGGGUUGACGGUUUCCAGUAAACAUCUCAAAUCAGCUGACGAUGGCCAGCAGGGAUGCCAGUGAGAACACCCCUCUUUUGGACAGCAGCUCUGUCUGCAGGCCUGUGUCAGUGUUCCAGGGCAGAAGACUAGCGUGUGCAACGAUUCUGCUUGCAGAAUCAUUGGAACGAGUCGCAUUCUAUGGCAUCACUUCCAACCUGGUUCUUUUCCUUAACAGUAGCCCAUUUUAUUGGGAGGGGACUGAGGCCAGCCAGGCCCCCCUGAUGUUCAUGGGGGUUACAUACCUGAUCUCACCAUUUGGUGGCUGGCUGGCUGAUGCAUAUUUGGGCAAGUUCUGGACCAUUGCUGGCAGUUUGAUUCUAUACUUCCUUGGCAUGCUGUUUUUCCCAUUUAUCACAUAUGACUACUCCAGGAAUGCCCUAUGUGGUGAUGAACUUGCAUUUCCAGUGCAACCUGCAGAGUGUUUGAGCUCAAACAGUACCCCACCAAGCAAUGUGACCUGCCCCACACGGGCACCUUACUGUGGGCCAGUGAUCUACACAGGCCUUGUUCUCAUCGCCCUAGGUGUAGGAACAGUAAAGUCCAACAUCACUCCAUUUGGGGCCGACCAGGUAAAAGAUCGUGGCCCAGAGGCCACUCGCAGGUUCUUCAACUGGUUCUACUGGUGCAUCAACCUGGGGGCCAUCUUGUCCCUGGGUGGCGUGGCCUACAUCCAGCAGAACAUCAACUUCCAAUUGGGGUACAUAAUUCCAGCUGUGUGCCUGGGUGUCUCCUUCCUGGUGUUCCUGCUGGGGCGUACAGUCUUCAUCAACAAGCCUGCUGACGGUAGUGCCUUCACUGACCUGUUCAAGAUCCUGGUUUAUGCCUGCUGCAACUCACAGCCCAAAGAGCCCAACCUGCUACGGGCUAAGCCAACCAUGCUGGAUGGAGCUAAGGUGACUUAUGGAGGGAGAUUCCCUGAGGAGAAAGUGGAGGAGGUGAAAGCACUGCUGAAAAUUCUCCCAGUGUUCUUUGCUCUUAUCCCAUACUGGACUGUGUACUUUCAGAUGCAGACAACGUAUUUCCUCCAGAGCCUACAUCUAAGGAUUCCUGACACCAGCACAGGCACCAACAGCAGCGCCGGCACCCACCAGAUCACGUUCCGCUUCCCUGCCGCUUGGCUGACAAUGUUCGACGCAGUGCUUAUUCUCAUGCUGAUCCCCCUUAAGGACAAAGUGGUGGACCCCAUCCUCAAACGCAGAGGCCUGCUGCCCUCCUCCCUCAAGAGGAUCGCAGUGGGGAUGUUCUUCAUUAUGUGUUCAGCUGUGGCGGCUGGUAUACUGGAGACAAAACGACUUGAGAUCAUCAAGUCUAAUGGCACAUUCGACCAGGUCUUUGGCGAUGUCAUCUACUACGCAGCAGAUCUGCCUAUAUGGUGGCAGGUACCUCAGUAUGUGCUCAUCGGAAUCAGCGAAAUCUUUGCCAGCAUCGCAGGUCUGGAGUUUGCCUACUUAGCUGCCCCCAGGUCCAUGCAGAGUGCCAUCAUGGGGCUGUUCUUCUUCUUCUCUGGGAUUGGCUCCUUCGUGGGUUCCGGCCUACUGUCCAUAGUCUCCCUCAAGGGGAUUGGCUGGAUGUCCUCCCACAAGGAUUUUGGUAACAUCAAUGACUCCCAGCUCAACUACUACUUCUUCCUACUAGCGGGGAUCCAGGGCCUCACCCUGCUGGUCUUCCUCAUCGUGUCGGUCAAGUAUGACAAACAGAAGAGUAGUAAAGCAGGAAGUCAGAGGCAGGGUAUCACUUCGUCUUGGUCCCAUGACUGACCCCUGUCCAUCUGACCUCCCCCUACCUGCCUUAGUUUGUAGUAGUUAGUGCCAGAACACCUGCCUGAUUUGGUAAUGGAUUCCCUACUUCAUGGGUUUGUAAGACUAUUACAUUUUCAAAGCAAAAAUAUAUUUCUACUGUACACUCGCACAUCCCUCACAUGAGAUCAAGUUCAUCUUAAUGUAUAUUUCUUGUACAGUACCUUAUUUAAAACAUCACUACUGUGUUUGAUCAGGGUGCCCUUGAAUAUGAAUGGUGUAAAUUUCAAUAAUUUAAACCAAUUAUUUAACGUAAGCUGAUCAAAUUAAUCCCAAAUAACUCACUCCUAUUGUCAGAUAAGUAAGCAUUACACGACUGUGGCCUUUUCACUGGUCCAUAGAUAUAUUAACAAUUUAAAACAAGGCACACUUUUUAAAAAACUUUUGAGGCUUCAUCGACUGACUGAUCAGGUUUGUAGUCUUGUUUGUUUUCUCUUAAAUCCUUUGAUCAUUUGCACUAGAGGAACUGUGCCAUAUUCAGACUGUAUUGAACAUUAUUCAGUUGUGAUUAGGGGCUUGGUGUUUCCUUUAUUACUUGUGUAAACUUGUUUAUGAUUGGCAUGUAUAGGUUAAAUAGAAAAGUUGUAAUUUGUUUUACUAACCGUUUUUUUCACCUACUGUAUGUGUUUUCAAUAUGGAGCUGUUUUCAGUCUUUAAUGUUUAAUGAUGUCAUACUGGUGCUUAUACACUGAGUGAACAAAACAUUAGGGUCUUUUAGACUACUACUUUUCGACUGUGCAAUGAUUUAAUCAAACUUUUAAUCUGAUUACAACAAAAAAAAGAUUAUGACAUGAAAUGUAUAUAGUGCCAGUUGGUUCAACUUGAAAACCAUUUUGGUAUUUACCAUCAUCCUUUACUCAGACUAAUCAUCCCUAGCCAGCAAAGGCACAAUAUUGUGUUGCUGAAACGGGAUAUUCUGUGAUUGCUGCGGCAGAAAACGCAGUGAAUUGUAUCGUGAAAGUAAAUGUUUUCAUUAAGUUGACAUUAGUUCAGACUGAACCACAAUUUUAGAGUUACUGGUUUCUUUAUGCACUUGGGGUGAAGGUUAAGUUUAAAAUGUUCAUUUGCAGUAUUAGUCUGACUGUUGACAAUGUCUAGCCUCAGAUUUGGAUGUGUUAAUGAAUGUCUGUAGUCACCACAUGGUGUCCUUAUGGAUAGACUGCACUUUUACAUACUGUAGUUUUUGGGGGUUGUGACUAAUGUAUACUUAUCAUACGGUAGACAAUGUUCAGAACACUCCAUGUAAUCCCUCUUAUGUAGUUGGUAUAUUUCACCCCAGUCAAAGCUCUUUAAUCGUUGACUCUGGCACUACAAAACUAUAUAUGUUCUGUUAAAUAGCAACAUCCACAAUUUUUUUUUUUCUUCCUUUACCCGACAAGUGAUGGUUUAGGAGCGAUCUGCAUGUUUGCUUUACCUACAGUAGACCUAAGUGAAAAACGUUAAAGCUGAAAGUAAGGUAUUUUACAAACCAAAAUCUACUCAGGGUUCAAGGGAGGUAGAAUAAUUGAAUUAUUAAAGAAUACCAAUACAAUUGUUUAGAAUAGUUAGUAAACUGUCUUUGAGAUCUCAUGAAGUAUAGUUGUUUACAGAUUCUCAGGUUGGUGGCUUGAAUUGACCUUUUUAGCUAACACAUUGAAACCAUUUACUAACUCAUUGACAAUGGCUGAAAACAUUAUUUUGGCUGUUUAUUAUAGUGUUUGUUGGAUGCAUGGUGGUUAUUUUUUGUGUCAACUUAACAGCUUUUUAAGAAACAUUUUCUGAAAAUGUAUUCUGUUUUAAUUAUGCUGGAGCAUUGGUAUUUUGAAUGUUUUUUUGUGUGGUUAUUUUUGCUAAUAAAAUAUUAAAAUCAGUCUUUUCUACAUUCGA